Dothidotthia symphoricarpi CBS 119687 is the source of this 1291-nucleotide messenger RNA. RefSeq lists its product as uncharacterized. The record is from RefSeq and is a predicted model, not a curated record. The transcript is spliced from 2 exons. Lineage: Eukaryota; Fungi; Ascomycota; Dothideomycetes; Pleosporales; Dothidotthiaceae. The coding region runs from base 93 to 1049 and encodes 318 amino acids.
CUUCCCUUUACCUUCAACACCUGAGAACCCGACUAACCUUUGAACUCAUUCAACCUCAUUAGAACGUGGAGACGGUGUCGCAUACUUACAAGAUGAAUCAAUACUUUGCUGGUCAGCCGACCAGAGAGGAUCUCCAGGCUAUUGAUCAGAUGCGACGCCAGCUUGUACCCAUGAUUGGUAUCAUGGACAAGAUGAGAGUCGAUUUAGAGAGGGGGAAUGCAGAUUGGCCAACAACCCAACGAUUUCAAUCCCACAUCAACGCCUACUUGAAAUCCAUCUACCAAUGGCUCAACGGCGGCUACACACACAAACAAGAAGUCACCACCGAAACCGCACGAAACGACGCUGGAGAGCCCAUCUUCGACAGCACCACUAACGAAUAUCUCAAAGAGGAGAAGACCAUCUACAUCGACACGCCUGUUGCUGGCCAUGCGCGGAGACUCCAGGCCCUGCAUCCCUUCCCCAUGGCGCCGUUUCCUACCGGAAACGAGCAGAUGGCGGGCUUGGCGCAGACGUUGCUGAGGAAGAGGUUAGAGCCCGGUGAGGAGAAGUGGGUCGAGGAGAGGUUGGCGAGGGCAGCUGGGUUUGCCCAUGUACCGGAGGAGUGGGAGGUUGAGCCUAGGAAGGCGGAGGUCAAAGAUGAGGACGAGGCAGCAAACGAGAGUAACGACGCAGAAGGGAGGGAGAAGAAACAGUCGACAAAGCGUGUUCCAGGCACCAUGACGGAAGAUGAGUUGAUGCAGCUGUGGGACUUUGCCCAUCGCACGGUUUUCGAUCAGGAAUAUCAGCAGACACUCUUUGCUGAAGGCGAGGGCGAGGACGAGGAAGAGGAAGAUGACGAAGACGGGGAGGACGAGGACGAUGGGGACGCUAUGGAUACGUCUGGGGCGCCGAUCCCGGUUGCUGCUAUUGCCACUGCCACUGCUCCUGCACCGAAGGCUAAGAGAGCAAGGCCCGAAUUGGCUCCUACUGGACCACCUAUGCUGCCGCUGAGCUUUGUGCAUAGGUUCAUGGCCUCUGGGGAAGUUUUGGGAGCAGGCGGCAAGUGAAGGUCUGAUGGGAGAAGGUAGAUGUGGGGUUGGAAGGGUGUGGAUAUGGCGUGCAUUGGAUUGGCGUUGUGGUUUGGAUGUGUUAUCAUAGAGGCAGAUAUCGUCCCAUUCUGGACUCGCUCAAAGAAGGACGAAGCGUUGUUGCUUUUUCUUGUGGGGCAUACCUGGGUAUCGACUAUUUUCCCAAUCUCCAACUCUCAUCCUAGAAGUGCGCCGAGUCUAUCCACUUCAAUUUUCAUUCC